AUGAAGCUGAAAAAACCAUCUGAUGAGAAAUAUGUUUCUCCUAGUAGCUAUGAGAUUUUCUUUGCUUCUCUGCUUGCAAUUUUUGUGUGUGUUUGUGUUGGACUGAUUGUACUUUCUUGGUUAUCUAUCCAGGAGUUGGAACGAGUUGAAGCAGAGAGGAUUACUCAUAGCUAUAUGGGAAUAUUAAAAAUAGUCUCUGGCACGUCUUUCACUUCAACCUUACAAAACAGUUCCUCAGCUGAUUUCAAAGUCCUUGCCUUUGAUGUCGAAAAAUUGGUACAAAAUAUCUUUCAUGAAAGUGAUCUGAAACACAAGUUUGAGAGAUGUGAAAUCUCCCAGUUCAAGAGGUCAGAAGAUGAUCAUGACAGAUUGACAUCAGAGACCAGUGUGGUUGUGAUCCUCACCCUUUAUUUUACCCAGAUGGCAACAGUUGAGAAAAUAAAAAAUGAGCUGGUUUUGGGUGUCACUGCAAAUAACCCUACCGAGACUUUGAAAAUUGAUGUGAACAGCAUACAAAUCACAGUAGCUGCUGAAAAUCCUACUACAGCAACACCUUUAACCUCAUCAGUCCAAAUGUCACAAUAUACCCACAUUUUACCAUACCAGCAAAAACAGAGGUGCUCCUUGAGAGCAAGAAGUAGAGUUCUAACCUUGGGUUGUGUUUGUCCAGGUUCAGGACAGCUCACCACAAGCAAGCCCUCAACAACUGUGACUGAGUGUUUGCCACCUGCUGAACUCUGUGCUGAUGGUGCAACCUGCAUUAGUGAAGAAUUCUUUUGUGAUGGAGUCUUGAACUGCCCAGAUGGUUCAGAUGAAUCUGAAAAAAGAUGUGCUGCAGUUUGUGAUGGACAAUUCAUGUUGACUCUCUCCUCUGGGUUUUUUCACUCUAUGAAUUAUCCAAAGCCAUAUAAUGAAAACAUUGUUUGCAAAUGGAUAAUAGAAGUGCCUCAAGGGUUGUCCAUUAAACUGAACUUCACUUCUUUUGAAACACAACCAUAUGCAGACGAGCUGAGUAUUUUUGAAGGAUUAGGACAAAACAAAGUUUUAAGAGCUUCUCUGUCAGGGACCAAUCCUGAAACAAUUUACAUUUUUUCUCAUGAGGCUACAGCACUGUUUAUGUCCGAUUAUGCAGAGAAUUAUAAUGGCUUUAAUGCAACAUACACUGCAUUUAAUGCAAGUGAACUGAACAAUUAUGAGAAAAUCAACUGCACUUUUGAAGAUGGCUUUUGUUUCUGGAUACAAGAUUUGGAUGAUGAUUCAGACUGGGAGAGAGUUCAGGGUCCUACCUUUCCCUUGAUGAGUGGUCCUGAAUUUGAUCAUACAUUUGGCAACUUUUCAGGAUUUUAUAUUUCAACACCCAUUGGGCUUGGAUUCACAGAAGAGCGGGUCCGGAUCCUGAGCUUGCCUUUGGUCCCUUCAGACACCUAUUGUCUAAGCUUCUGGUAUUUCAUGUAUGGGGAUAAUGUUUACCGUUUAAGAGUCAGCAUAAGCAAUGAGCGUGGUCAGGAAAAGAUAAUUUUUGAGAAAGUAGGAAACUAUGGAAACAACUGGAAUUAUGGACAAGUAACUUUAAAUGAAACUUCUGAUUUUAAGGUUAUUUUUGAUGCCUUUAAAAGGCGUGGUCCCAGUGACAUUGCCCUGGACGACAUUGGCCUGACAAAGGGAAAGUGCAAUGAGGACAAUUAUGUAGAGCCCACUGUGAGGCCAACUACUGCCACCACCCCAUUGGUUCCCACUGACUGUGGAGGGCCGGUUGAACUCUGGGAGCCAAACAGUACAUUCAGCUCUGCAAACUUUCCAAACAAUUACCCUAAUUUAGCUUCUUGUGUGUGGUACUUGAAUGCUGAAAAUGGAAAAAACAUCCAGCUUCAUUUUCAGGUCUUUGAUCUGGAAAAUAUUUAUGAUGUGGUUGAAAUCAGAGAUGGCAGAGGACCAGAUUCUUUACUUUUGGCUGUCUACACAGAGAGAGGCCCUCUGCCAGAUGUCUUCUCUACAACAAACCAGAUGACAGUGAUCCUCCGGACAGACAAGUCUUCAACUGGGAAGGGAUUUCUUGCAAACUUCACCACUGGCUACCAUCUCAGAGCUUGCACAGUUAAUGAGCAUCAGUGUGGCAGUGGGAAAUGCAUCCCAUUGCACAACCUGUGUGACAACGUCCCUCAGUGUGAAGAUGGCUCUGACGAAGCAAAAUGCAUGAGAUUGCUCAAUGGCUCUCAGAGCACCGAAGGGCUGGUACAGGCCAGGGUUGGGGCGUCGUGGCACCUGGCAUGUGCAGAGGAUUGGAGUGGAGAGAUUUCAGACAGUGUUUGCCAGCUGCUGGGGUUGGGGGAUGCAAAUAUGUCAUCACCUGUAUUAUUCACUGGAGAUGGCCCAUUUGUCGCCAUCACCAAAGGAGGUAACCAGAGCCUAAUUUUCACAAAAAGAGAACACUGUCGGGAAAAUCUGGUGGUUCAUCUGCAAUGUAACAUUCAAACUUGUGGAAAAAACCUGGUAACUCAGAAUAAUGGAACAAGAAUUGUAGGUGGAAAUGAUGCCAGAAGAGAGGCUUGGCCCUGGAUAGUUUCACUCCAUUUUAAUUUCCAACCCGUUUGUGGAGCUUCCCUUGUCAGUGACGAGUGGCUGGUGACAGCAGCACACUGUGUCUAUGGGAGACAGCUGAAGCCAUCCCGCUGGCAGGCAGCUCUUGGCUUGUACAGCCAGUCAGACCUGGCAAAGCCUCCAGCAGUGGUUCAGAACAUUGACAGAAUAAUUAUAAAUCCUCAUUACAUGAAGCAAACAAAAGACAGUGAUAUUGCUCUGAUGCACCUUCAACACAAAGUGCAGUAUACAGAUUACAUCCAACCUAUCUGCCUACCAGAAAAGAAUCAACAGUUUCCACCAGGAAUUAUCUGCUCCAUUGCUGGCUGGGGGGCUAUUCGCAAUGAUGGUCCCUCUUCAAAUAUAUUGCAAGAAGCAGAGGUCCCUCUCCUUUCUAAUGAAAAGUGCCAGCAAUGGAUGCCAAAAUAUAAUAUUACUGAGAAAAUGCUCUGUGCAGGAUAUGACAUGGGAGGCAUAGAUUCCUGCCAGGGGGAUUCAGGUGGCCCUCUGACAUUUGAAGAUGGGGACAAGUGGUUUUUGGUUGGUGUGACAUCAUUUGGGGAAGGGUGUGCCCUUCCCCAGCGACCAGGAGUGUAUGCUCGAGUCACCAUGUUUGUGGACUGGAUCAAAAACAUCAUAGCUUGA
Melospiza melodia melodia is the source of this 3222-nucleotide messenger RNA. It is a transcript of the gene TMPRSS15, whose product is annotated as transmembrane serine protease 15. The coding region runs from base 1 to 3222 and encodes 1073 amino acids. The transcript has 28 exons. NCBI's taxonomy places the organism in Eukaryota, Metazoa, Chordata, Aves, Passeriformes, Passerellidae. The record is from RefSeq and is a predicted model, not a curated record. Gene Ontology annotation, molecular function: serine-type endopeptidase activity; protein binding. Gene Ontology annotation, biological process: proteolysis; acrosome reaction. Gene Ontology annotation, cellular component: membrane.